This is a messenger RNA of Colossoma macropomum (tambaqui), 4139 nucleotides long. Its product is annotated as ribosomal RNA processing protein 1 homolog B-like. Gene Ontology annotation, biological process: rRNA processing. Lineage: Eukaryota; Metazoa; Chordata; Actinopteri; Characiformes; Serrasalmidae. Gene Ontology annotation, cellular component: nucleus; preribosome, small subunit precursor; preribosome, large subunit precursor. The record is from RefSeq and is a predicted model, not a curated record. The transcript is spliced from 18 exons. The coding region runs from base 67 to 3111 and encodes 1014 amino acids.
CGCGUAAGAAGCACGCGGAGUGAGUUUGUGGAUGAAGAUUCACUUGAGAAGAGCAGAAAUAGAAACAUGGCGGCAGCAGCAGGAACAGUAACUCAGGGGCCAGAAACUGCGCUCGCUCAGAGACUCGCCGCCAACGAGAAGUCUGUUAGGACUAAAGCCUUAAAGACUCUAAGGAAGUACAUUAAUUUGCGCUCUCAGAGAGAAGGAGGUGGUUUCACAUGUGAAGAUUUAAUGAAAAUAUGGAAAGGACUUUUCUAUUGCUUGUGGAUGCAAGACAAACCGCUUCUGCAGGAGGAACUUUCAGACAGAAUAUCUGGCCUGAUCCAUUGCUUCCACACAGCUGACAACCAGCUGCUGUACUUUGAAACCUUUCUUCAGACUCUGAAGAGGGAAUGGAAUGGCAUUGAUAGACUUCGCAUGGAUAAGUUCUACCAGCUGGUUCGUUUUGUGUUCAGACAGGCCUUUGAAGUUCUCAAGAGGAGAGAAUGGGACACCAGUGUGGUAAAUCAGUUUUUAGAGGUGUUUACAGCACAGCUUUUACAAAGCACCGGACGUGUUCCAGAUGGCCUGAUGUUACAUGUCCUUGAGCUGUACAUGACUGAAUUAGCUUGGGUCGGGGCUGCAGAGCUAACAGCAGAACAGAACUUGACUUUUAUUGACCCUUUCUGCAAGACCAUGGCCAAAACCAAAGAUCGCUCAGUGUUGACUUCCAUCUCCAAAAACGUCUUCUCCGCUGUAGUGGACCAUGCUUCCUAUGCUGUGGAGGACCUGAUAAAGGAGUUGCGUUGUGGAGAAGAUACAGACUCUGGCCAGGCUUCUGAGGAUGAAGAGGAAAGUGUAGAAGAUGAACCGAAUAGCAGAGUGUUCAAGAAAGUUAAAGGGAAAAAGGUCAAUGGUGUCCCAGAUGCAAAGGAGAGUGAUGAGGGCAGUGAGGAUGAACUUCUGGAUUUGGAUGAUGUAGAUCCUAAGGAAAAGCUGAGUGAUGGCGACAUUGGACCUGUUUUGCAGUUUGACUACAGCGCUCUAGCUGAUCGUCUUUUUGAGCUGGGCAGUCGCACGAAUACACCAAACCUCAACCGAACCAAAAUGUACAGGCUGGUGAAGAUAUUCAGUGACUUAAGUGAAGGUGUCUUCCCGCAGGAUGAAGAUGUAGUUGUGCAAAAGGAAGACAAAAAGAAGAGAAGAUACAAGGCUGAGGCAGCUGAGGAAGAAUCUGCUGCCAAAAAGCACAAAGCUUGUGAAGAUGUGCAGAAGAGGGAACCAGAACAGGAUGAUGCAAUAAAUGAUGGCAGAGGAAUAAAUAAAAAGAAGAAAGAAAAGCAGAAACAUGAAGAUGGGCAAACUGCACGACUCAAGAUGGAAACAGACACACACACAUCACAGACUGCAGUAGAGACUCCAUUGAAGGCAGGAGGAACCCCAGCAGGGCAGAAUAAGAAGGAAAAGAAAGGAAUAGGAACAUCUGUUACUGUGUCUGGGGUUGUUGUAGAUCUGGAGAGCCAGUCCUUGGUAAUGGGGAACAAGCCAGGCUCUCAAAGCGAAUUAAAGGCCAGUGCCAGGAAUAACAGGAAAAGUAAAAACCUUAAGUCAGAAUUACAGGAAUUUGGGGAAGAAAAAGCUGCUGAACAUGAAGAUGCUGAUAACAAUUGCCACACAAACACUGAAGUCACAAAGUGCCCUGGUCCUGACAAACUGGAAGACGUGGACAGCGAAGCACAAACAAAACUUAGCGGAAGGACAAAAAGUGGAAAGAAAGAUAAAAGAAAUAAUGGUGAGGAACCAAGCCCAAACCAGUGCACGCUGAUGAAUGUCUUACACAUGAGAAACGUCAGUGCUUCUGCCCCAGCAAAGAAGAAGCAGAAGAGUCCAACAGUACAUGAAGAAAUUGCAGCUGAAAUUGGACCAGAUGUUAAAGCAUUGGAUGAGAAGCCAGGAGAUUCAAGUUUGUCACUUGUUGAAAAAAAUCUUGCUGAGUACCCUGAAGAUGGUAUUUUGAAGAAAAAGAAAAAGCAGAAGAUAAAGAAAGCCACGGAGGAAGAAGACAAAGCAGGGAUAGAUGAUGUACAAAAUAUUGACAAAGUACCGAAGGAAAGAAACACAUCUAAUGUAACAACGGAUAAUGCUUCAGCCACCAUCAUCAUUGAUGCAACUAAUGCAGAAGAGCAGAUGUCAGAUGCUUCUACAACGAAGAAAAAGAACAAGAAGCAAAAACUGAAAGAAAUUUCUGUAGAAAUCAACCAGGUUCACCUAGAGGUCAAAGAACCUGAGGUGGCUAGUGAUCCCACCGGUGAAGGUCAAGCCUCUGAAGCCAAGGCACUGAAGAAAGAAAAGAAGACAACAAAACAGGAGUCAUCAGAGGAGAAGGAACUUGAUGCUGAAGCUGAGGUAGAGGCUGCUUGUACAAUGCUGAGGAAAAAGAAAACCCAGAAAAAACAAAAAAUGCAGUUGGUGGGUCUGACAGUAUAUGUGAAAGAAGAAUGUCAAUCUGUAGAAGCCAUAGGGGAACCAGUGCUGAAAAAGAAGAGUAAACAGAAGCUGAAAGCUGCAGCAGAAAAUGGCUGUAGUCCUACCACUCCAAUGAAAAAGGGUAAAAAGAAAAGGAAGAUGCAGGCAGAAGUGGAAACAUCUGAGAUAAAUGGACACACUGUGAAGGAUCCUGAGAUUGCAGCUUCUGUAACGCCCAAAAAGAAGCUAAAGAUGAAGAACCCCUCAUCCAAAUCUGACUUUGUCUUCUUUCAGGGUCAAACAAAAGCCCCCUCUCCACUCUUCUGUAAAGUUAAAACUAAAGGCAGCCCCAGUACACCUUUGUCCAGCGUCAAGGUCAGGUUCCAAGCUUCUUUAUCAUUCCCUCCAAGAGCCUUGUAUCAGACAUUCCAGACUUCAAAGUCAGAAACUAAAAAAGUUACCUUCGGACUCAAGAACAACAAAACAACUGAAUUCAGGAAGACGGAUCAUAGUUUGUUGGUGAGUCCUGUCGGCUCAUCCCGUGUGGCAUUUGACCCUAAAAAAAGACCAACGUGCAGUGUGCUUAAGUCACGUGCUUCCUUUCCAUUUGUCAGUGUGGAAAAACCCACAGCCAAGAGAAGACCAACAGCAGCAGAUUUUUUCUAAGAACGGAGAACUUUUGAAUCUUUUUAUGCUAUGUUUAUAUUAUAACGUUUAUAUCUGCAUUGCUGUUUUUCUUAAGGAAUGUUAUUUAAAGCCUCAAAUGUUUGUUUGAUAUGUGAUUGCCAAUUGUUUGUUCUGAUUAUUUUUGUUAUUUGGCAGUAAUGUCAAUGCAUUUGGCAGCAUUACCAUAUGACAGAAAACCUGUUUAAAAGUCAUCCGAUCUAAACAGGUGUUAUUUUUAGUUUCUUGUAUGAAAGAGGUUUUCUGAGCACAGGUGAGCCUAGAGUUAGGGCUGCAACAAACCGUCGUUAUCGCAACAAAACCAAUGUGUCUCUGAAAUAGUAACUUUUUCAGGAGAAGGAAAAAAAACGUCCUUAACAUUAAAUGGGGGUUCAUUGAACAAGAUUUGUUUUGAGCAAUUUUUGGAGCAUUUGUUCCAUUUUUCAUGAAAUUUAAAGACAGCUUUAAAAGUAAAACGCAACUCAUUUUCGUAUUCUGUAAAAAAUAAAUAAUACAAAAACAUUGGUACAGUUUUUUGUUCUGAUAGCGAUUAUGCAUUUGAUAAUAUUCUAUAAAUGUAAAAGUUAAAACAUUCAGAAAUUUGAAUGACAUUUACUAGGCACCAGGCACCUCAGACUGCACUGCUAAUUAAAGCUGGUGUGGCUGUGUGCAGUGUGUGCUUUGGUUACAGAGCAAAAAGUUGUUCUCUUUGUUGUAAAGAUGUGGUUUCUGCUCUUCUUGAUUUUCGAAGAGGAAGGGUUUACUGCAGGCUUAAUCCAUCCCAUACCGAUCAAUGUGCAUAGCACCCUGUUUGUAAGAUAUUUAGUUUACAAAUUAGGUUUUGUAAUUUUGUGUCUUUUGUGAGUUUGGUAAAGUGAGAGUUCACUGUCUCAUCAGUCUAAUGUUUGGAAUACUGGCACCUCAGAUGGUAAACAUGAUUUACAGAUAGUUAAAAAAUGCUCAAAACUUGUUCACAAACAAAUGUUCAAAAAUGUUAAAAGUAAAUGCUGUGUACUGUUUAACAGUAAGAA